Molecule: messenger RNA, 3692 nt
Organism: Folsomia candida
Lineage: Eukaryota; Metazoa; Arthropoda; Collembola; Entomobryomorpha; Isotomidae
Gene: Hr3
Product: probable nuclear hormone receptor HR3
Exons: 13
Coding region: 573-2057 (494 amino acids)
Biological process (GO): regulation of transcription by RNA polymerase II
Cellular component (GO): nucleus
Molecular function (GO): zinc ion binding; nuclear receptor activity; RNA polymerase II cis-regulatory region sequence-specific DNA binding
Source: RefSeq, a predicted model, not a curated record
UGUGUCAGUAGGAAAUGUUCUGAGCAAGUGUGCGGACGAUUUUCUUUGCUCUUCUCACUCGUGUUAAAGCUUGCAAAUUCAUUACAGACGAGAUCUCGUAGUGCAAAUAUUUUUCGAAAUUAUUUUUUUUUGCAAAAAAAAGCCAUUUUGAUCUCUACUACUCGUAGAGGUAGUACCAUUUGAAAAAUAAUUUUGCCCCGUACAAACAAAAUAAUAUAACAAUUGCAAAAAUUAAACUGAGGUGAUCGAUCCAUGGAUCGAUAAACGUUAAAUACUUACAAUAAUUAAUUGAUUGAAUAAAUCAGUUUAUUAAUGCUUGUUAAAAAGAGUGAAGGUGUGAGAUGGUGAAGUCUCGAGCUUUUCUGUAACGGAGGAUUUAACUAUAAUAACUUAACGUGUCAGUGUGCUGGGUUAUUAACCGAGGAAGAAAAAAAUGAGAAUAAUUACCUCAUGGAUUUCGUAUGAAAAAGUGACUUGUAAAUAAAGUGCAAAGUACAAUACACGGAUUUUUGGGGGAUUUCGUACUAAUUAUUUUCCGCUAAAUUUUCCACAAACUCAAACACUUAUCCAAGAUGGAUAUGUGGGAUAAGAUUUGGGCUUCUCAAACCAAAAACGUGACGGAUUUACCGUCUCCAUCCUCAUCCCCGGCCCCCUCGCCAGGCUCGAUUAAAGCUCAGAUCGAGAUCAUUCCGUGCAAGGUUUGUGGGGACAAGUCGAGCGGUGUCCACUACGGCGUCAUAACUUGUGAAGGAUGCAAAGGUUUCUUUCGAAGGAGUCAGUCCUCCGUGGUCAACUACCAGUGCCCCCGGUCUAAAAACUGCGUGGUUGACAGGGUCAACAGGAAUCGGUGCCAGUACUGCCGGCUGCAAAAAUGCCUUCGCUUAGGAAUGUCAAGAGACGCCGUAAAGUUUGGACGGAUGUCGAAGAAGCAGCGGGAGAAAGUGGAGGAUGAGGUUCGAUACCACAGGGCGCAGAUGAAGGUGGCGCCCGGCAGUGUGGAGGCAGCGCCCGACUCGUCCGGAUUCGACCACUCCAUUCCUUCCUCCUCCGAUCAAAAUCUACCCUACAACCCUCACCCCACAACGUACAACCCUUACAGCGAUUAUACCCCGAAUGGAUGGGCAAGCAGUGGAAGCGGCCUAGGAGGCUACGACAUGGGAGACACGUCUCCUUUUGUCGAUUCUACGACAAGUAGUGGGACCUGUUUUGAGCCACGGUCCAACUCUACCGAACUCCCCGACUCACAGAAUAUGCCCCUCAUUAACACCUCGACGCUACCCAGCGCAUCCAUCCCAGCAGAUUCUGUACAGAUCUCGGAACUCCUAGCCAGAACCAUUACCGAUGCCCACACGAGAACAUGCCUCUAUUCCAAUGAUCAAGUGUCAGAGAUGCUCCGCCGUCCCCAGGACAUUUCAAAGGUGUUAUACUACAAAGAUCUAAGCCAUGAGGACCUAUGGCUUGAAGCAGCUACGAGGCUCACUGCUGUGGUCCAACAAAUAAUCGAGUUUGCAAAGAUGGUGCCCGGCUUUAUGAAGUUGCCCCAAGACGAUCAGAUUGUUCUAUUGAAGGCAGGUGCUUUCGAGCUGGUCGUUCUUCGCAUUACGCGGCAUUUUGACCCGACGACCAACUCCGUCCUGUUUGGAGAAACGUUAUUGCCUCCAGAAGCCUUCCUCACGGCAGAUACCACCGAGAUGAAGCUCGUCUCCUCCAUUUUUGACGUGGUUCGAGCAGUUGCAGAACUCAAAUUGACGGAUCAAAUGCUCGCCCUCUAUUCUGCCUUCGUACUCCUCUCGCCCGACCGACCAGGCCUAAAAGGAACGGGGGAAAUCAGUCGGCUUAACGGUGCAGUGCUCAGAAGCCUUCGCUAUGAAUCUGCAAAAACACAUCGUCAUCCCAUCAAAGGCGAUGUGACCGUGGUGGACGCCUUGUUAGCACGUGUACCUCAGCUAAGGGAAUUGGGACUUCUACAUUUAGAAGCUUUAGGAAGAUUAAAGCGAAUGUCCCCACACUUAGAGUUCCCAGCAUUGCACAAAGAAUUAUUCGCUGUGGACACAUAAUGAUUCGUAAGUUUUUAGAAGGUCGACUUCCGUUGAUGUACGUUCUGGAGAAAGAGGAGCAUGGAGAAAGUCGAGUUGUCUGGAAUUGAAGUAGCUGUGCCUAUUAUGUCUCUUCUGCUACAUAAGUCUAUAAAUUUCAUCCUAGGAAUACUACAAAACAGAAUGGAAUACGUUGAUCAAGAAUAAUAAUUAUGGAUAAAAACUAUUAAGGAUUUCUGCCAUUAACUGGUGCUAUUAAUUAAUUAUCUAUUAUGUGUAAUUCAAUUUCAAAACUUUUCAAAAAAUAUUGUACACACACUUUUUGCAUUUCUUGAAAUCAGGUUUGGAUGAGAAGAAGAGAAAAAAAUGUUACUUUCUCCAAAUUAAGGAUACAAAUAUCGUCCAUUUUCACUUCAAAUAGUCGUACCUGCUUUCUCCAAUACAAAGAAAAGGUUUCUGUUAAAAUAUAUUGGACCAAAUAAUUUCUUUCUUGUUAUGACAUACAUACAACCAGUUGCAGAGUUAUUUAUAUCGCACGUCCCGAUUUCUUCAGAAAGAAAGUCAUGAUUUGCCAUUGUUCAGGAGAAAAAAUUAGUGAGUGAAAGCAGACCUACGUGAAACAAACUUUCACCCAAUUUAUAUAAAUACAUACAGAAAAAAUCUCUUUUACAAAAAAAAUACGAGAAUGACUGAGAGUGAUAUGUGCUGGUGUUUUCACAUUAUUAUUGUCAUACAAAAUAUUAGGUACUUACAUAUAAAUAAAAUAGUUUAAAUGGUACUUAAAAAUUUUACGAAACUCACAAAUUAGCAUAAUAGAAUAACAGAAAAAAUAGAAAAAGUAAGAAAAUAUUACCACAAUUAAUCAAUCUAUUACUAAAUAAGUAUGUCAGACGUGCUAUCAGAAAUAACUACACAAUAAUAUACAUACAGCAAACGUGUGUUCCUUUUUUCUAUUGUAAAACAAAAUAAUUUAUAUGCAAUCUAAUUCAAUUAUUACGUAACCGUAUGUGUAAAUAAAAAAAAAUAUGGAAACUUUAUUCAAGCAGGACUCGUCUAUUAUAUGUCAUACGUAACAUAUUUAUACAGAAAAAAACUUUACAAAGCUUUUCAUUUGACACCAACGCUUGUUUGUGAUAUUGUUAAGAAUGGUUAAAGUUUUUAAAGUUUUAUAUUAAAGAUAAUUAAUUUGUAGAGUGAGAGCGAGAAAAAUGGUAUGUAUGAAAAAAUGUUUGACGUAAAAAACGGAUGGCUUAUAAAGAAGGUGGAUAUCGUAGCUUUAUGUACGUAUUGUAAACUUUUGUGUACGUUGGAAUCUGCCACUACUAGAUUUUAAGUAAUAUAAGUAAGGCUUUGUUACUAAAUUAUUAUGUAUCUGCUACCAACACUUUUCACACUAACAAAAUUUAAGCAAAGUUAAACAGUAGUUUUAAUAAGAGACGGUGGUAUCUGAUAAGUACGAGUUAUUAUAAAACGGGAAGGCUAUGCGGUGUAUGUAUGUGCGUUCGAUGCAAUGUGUUUUGCAUAACAAACAAAUUAUAUUGCAUUGUUACGCUAUCCUGAUGAUUAAAGUUUGCAAUGAUAAAUAUGUAUGAUGAUGAUGUUAUCCGCUCGGUACAAAUUUGUUAGAAACGUUUAAUAAAAAUGUGAUUUCCGAAA